AUUCUCUCAUUCAAACGAUAUUUAUUGAGCACCUACUAUGGCCACACACUAGGCUAGGCAUUGGAGACACAAGCAUGCACUAGAGGUAUCCUGUGCCUGGCAAAAUGGAGCUCAAGGCCAUGAGCAGGUAUACCAGCCCAGUGAACCCAGCUGUCUUCCCCCAUCUGACCAUGGUGCUGUUGGCUACUGGCAUGUUGUUCACUGCCUGGUUCUUUGUUUACAAGGUAAUCUCCACCAGGUACACACAGGAUAUCUACAAAGAGCUCCUCAUCUCCUUGGUAGCCUCACUCUUCAUGGACUUUGGGGUCCUCUUCCUGCUGUUCUGGGUCAGCAUCUACAUAUGACUCCCAAGGAUACCAACCAGGUGGCUUCACUGAAUCCCUGCUUUUGUAAAUUAGUUUUUUUUUCUCACUAUUGCUGGAAGUGUCUUGCCUUCUGCUCACAAUAAAGGAAGGUGU
Trichechus manatus latirostris (Florida manatee) is the source of this 458-nucleotide messenger RNA. RefSeq names its product transmembrane protein 258. The record is from RefSeq and is a predicted model, not a curated record. Lineage: Eukaryota; Metazoa; Chordata; Mammalia; Sirenia; Trichechidae. Gene Ontology annotation, cellular component: membrane-bounded organelle. Gene Ontology annotation, biological process: protein N-linked glycosylation. Bases 105 to 344 code for a protein of 79 amino acids. The transcript has a single exon.